Arabidopsis lyrata subsp. lyrata is the source of this 669-nucleotide messenger RNA. RefSeq lists its product as uncharacterized. The coding region runs from base 28 to 456 and encodes 142 amino acids. The record is from RefSeq and is a predicted model, not a curated record. Lineage: Eukaryota; Viridiplantae; Streptophyta; Magnoliopsida; Brassicales; Brassicaceae. The transcript has 4 exons.
GUUAUCGUUCAUUCUUAUGUGUGUUUGAUGAUGUUACAGGUAAACAAUGCGAAAACGGUUGAGAAAGAAUGCAAAGCUUUUAAAGCUAAGCUGAGCGAGGAUGGAGUAGCGUACAAAUCACUUGAGGCAAAAGUGGUUGAGCGGGAAGGAAUAUUGGAACAGUUGAACGAAUCAUUGAAACAACUAGAGAAAGAAAAAGCAGUCAUGUUUGAUGAGUGGACAAAACAAUUGAAUGGAUUAAAAGUGGAGGUUGAAUCCAGAAGACGUGAACUUGAAGUCAGGCAAACCAAUGUUGAAUCAGUAGUAGCUAUGGUUGAUGACAAUACUGCCAAGACUAACCAGGUGAGACAGUCAGGAGAACUUAAAGUGAAACAAUUGGCCGCUAAAUAUGAAGAGAUCAUGAAGCAGUUUCAUGAAUACACGGUGUCGUUUGGUGCGUUUCUACCAAGCCUCUAAAGCAGAAGACAGGUCUGAUUGUUAGAAUCACUCUAUUGUCUAAGGUAGAGCGAGAGAGAGAGAUUUGUAAUGGUUAAGAAUCGAUUAGACAUUUUGCUACAAACACGAAAGACAUUACUAGUGUUAUUGUAUUAAGAGGAGAUUAGGUGAGAGACAAGAUUUUAGACCCAAAUUAGUUCUUAGACAAAUUUCAAAGAUUUUUCGUUCUUGUAA